This is a messenger RNA of Dissoconium aciculare CBS 342.82, 2277 nucleotides long. RefSeq lists its product as uncharacterized. The transcript is spliced from 5 exons. Bases 1 to 2277 code for a protein of 758 amino acids. The record is from RefSeq and is a predicted model, not a curated record. NCBI's taxonomy places the organism in Eukaryota, Fungi, Ascomycota, Dothideomycetes, Mycosphaerellales, Dissoconiaceae. Gene Ontology annotation, molecular function: oxidoreductase activity.
AUGUGCGCUCUUCACCGGUCGUCAACCAUGCAUUCGAGAAUCAAUAUGCGCGGGAAACGCAACAGCACGCGGCUGUCCCUCCUCCUGCGGACACGGAACAAAGGCCAGAGAAGAAGCGAGGAUGUGGAAAUGCAGCACGACAGCUCCCACGUCCAACUUUGGAAGGAACGGAGCGUGACGCAGGCUAUGAAAGCUUUAUUUGGGUGUAGUGAAGAGGAUCUGGCAAGUUGGCCGGGGAUCGCGUCGUACUGCAGGUAUCUCGACGCAUGCUUCCGCGCCACCUUCACCGGUGCAUUCUCACCGGUCCUCAGAGUCGUGGAAGGCCUCGAACCCGAUUCUGUUCGGGGAUGGCAGGCUUUCGAGAAGGUGGUCAAGGUUGUGGUUGCGCGUCCGGACGAUAGCAGCUCGAUUGAGGAUAUCUUCCUUGCUCUGACGCGAGUCGUCCCGACUAUGUCCGAUGAUCCUUUGCUCUCGCAAGUUGGGGUCGAGUCUGCAUGCUUUGUUUUUGUUUUUGCCGUCAUCUGCUGGAGCUCUAUGUGCUUACAACCGGAUCUCUCCGUGAGACCAUCGGAGGACCAGUAUAUCCUCAAAGUACAACAGCAGCGUGAUGAGCAGGCCGGUCUGAAGCUCGAAUCGGUCAGGAGACCUGUUUCGGCGAUCUUUCGCCACUUUCAAAGGACUAUGCCUCGGACACGCUGGCAGCAGCCUGUAGGUGGAGUCAGGCCAGAGCUAUCGACAAAUCUUGGGGUUCCCAGCCUCAAUCUUGCGACUCUCGUCACAAUUGGCAAGAUUCGCUUGAAAUGGGUCGACAACAUCACAAGCCAUCUCGACCUUGAUGCCGACAACCGGCUGCUGAUGCAUCGUGCUCUAUACGAUAUACAAGCUGACAACUCUGCAGCCACUGAAUGCUUCAUACAGCUCUCACGGGAAGUUCUCUUGUCCUAUCGGCUUGUUUUCGGACAAACUCUGGCCGCUAGACGGCUGGCCAAGAAAGAGCUCAAGCGGCUCCAGGACGAUGGCGAAGAUAUCGAUGCUUUCCUGAUCGAGCUUUGCACGUCUUCGCACAAUCGCAAGAUCAAGGCCUUGCCUUCGGAGCUAUGGCCCUCGACUUGCCGCAACUUUGAAGGUGCCCUGCAGGAGCAGAACACAUACAGUUCACAAGAUGAUUUCCCCCUCUUUGGAGAGCGACUAGCGCGUCUACAGGAGUUCGUGCAGAGGCAGCAACCGAGUGAGCUCGCAGACCUGUGGCGAGAUCGGAGAGCGCCGCUGCAAUGGCCACGCAUGACAACUUCAGACUUGAAGCGAUCCCCGGUCGAAUUCCCCAACGAACACUGCGCAAUGCCGCUUUCGGAGCUGCACUAUCUCGCGCGCGACAAGCUCUACCACAAGGAGAAGCCGUAUCGAGCAGAGUUCCAGGUGACCGACGGUGUAUCGAGGACGAAUUAUGUCACUGACCGACAUAUCGUCAAGAUCGAGGCAGUCCGCGACAGAGAUCGUUUCGAUCUGAAUCGCAACGGAUUCUGUUUCCUGCACGCCAAAACGGACUUGAGGGUGGAAGAUGCUCUCGGGGACUUCGAAGCAGCCCACGAAGCCUACAUGUAUCGCCUCGCCGCGAUUCUGCAGCAGCGAUUUCCCGAAUAUAGUCGCGUCGAGCCCUUUGAAUAUGUCGCCAGGAAGCGCGAUGCGAGGUUCCCCUCUGACACUUUCGCCAUCGUCACGCAUCAACAACCAGCAACAUUGGCACACGUAGACUUCUCAGUGAACGGUGCUGACCUGCAACUUAAAUCGGCGUUCCCCGGGCAGGAAGAGUUCUUUCAAGGCCGAGAUUACGAUAUGCUAAACGUAUGGCGACCCUUGAUCGGACCGAACAACGACUGGCCGCUCGCGCUCUGUGACUUUACCACCAUCGAUCCCGCGGAUACGACGACAGCCGAUCUACUCUAUCUCCACCGCGUCGGUGAGAACCGGCUGCUGCACCACAACGACCAGCACCGAUGGUACUACAUCGAACAGCAGCAGCCCGAGGACCUCGCCGUUUUCCGGAACACGGACUCCACUGGCCUGCUCCCAUGUGCGUACACAAUGAGGAUUACCUCUCCCAUAUUGCUUGCGGGGCCACAAUUUGCGCGCGCGACUAGGGAUCUUCCUUCGUCCUCUCCCACUAACGAUGAUUGGAAAAUUAUAGAUGCUUUCCACUGCGCGUUCAACAACCCGAGCGCCUCACCGCAAGGGCCGCCUCGCCAAAGCUGUGAGGUUCGCUUCGUGGCGUUCCGUUGA